GCGUUGAGAAAGAGGCGAGGUCAGAGGCUCGGAAGGUGGUCAGCCAUGAGCAGCGCGGAGGCGUCGGCGGCGAGGGGCGGCGAGGAGGAGCGGUGCCGGUACAAGGGCGUGCGGCGGCGGCGGUGGGGGAAGUGGGUGUCGGAGAUCCGGGUGCCCGGCACGCGGGAGCGCCUGUGGCUCGGCUCCUACGCCACGCCCGAGGCCGCCGCCGUCGCGCACGACACGGCCGUCUACUUCCUCCGCGGCGGCGCCCUCUCCGGCAACGGCGCCGCUGGGCUCAACUUCCCGGAGCGCGCGGCCGCCGCGUACGGCGCCGGCUCCGUGGCGCCCCUCUCGCCACGGUCCGUGCAGAGCGUGGCGUCCGACGCCGGCAUGGCCGCCGACGCGCAGCUCGUGGCGGCGCGGGACGGCGCGCCCGGGCAGCACUACGCGGAGGCGCGCGCCGGCGCAGGCGCCGCGCAGGGCGGCGCGAACGCGCGGCACGCGGAGUUCCAGCACGACGGCGCGUAUGCGUACACGUAUACCGGGGACGGCGGGGACACCACUGGCGGCGGUGGUGGCAGUAGGGAGCAGCUUGUCACCGGCGAGCUCAGCGUCGACGACAUGGAGAUAUUGAUGUAAAAUUGAGUAUACAUCACACCGGUACGUAGAAUUAGCUGAUGGAAUAAAGAUCGAACACCGGUCGCAGUUGGCAAGGUUGAGCCAUUUGAAAUUCGAAAAAUACUUCCGUUGAGUGGCGACCUGUUGACAUUUGAAAUUGGCGGGACACGUAGCCACCGCAUAUGCUGCGGUGAGUGGCGACAGUGCUCGAUCGUAUGCAUGGCCACCGGCACGUAGGCGAGGCCCCGCUUGGGUGAUCUGAUGAAUGGCGCUGCGGCCUGCGGGCAGGCCUAGGUUGACCAGCAGCCCUUUUCGCCUGCCUGCCACUGCCGAGGGAGGAUGGGUCAGAGCACAGAGCAUGCUUAGUUUGAUGUCAAAAUUUCCCUUUGCUAAUGUUUGGUCAAAGCUAAAAAGUUAGCUAUUACUCCCUCCAUAAAGAAAUAUAAGAGAUCUAAACGUUCUUAUAUUUCUUUAGGGAGGGAGUACUUCAUGUCAAUGUUUUUCUUUUUUGUUUGGAAGUUUGGCAAUUGCCAAAUGUUAUCUUGUUAGUGCUGGAAUUUUGUCUAUUUUGAGCCUAGCCCAAUAGCAGUUUCAAAAAUUCCUAAUAAAUUUUAGAAGCCCACGCAGCCCAUUCGUGCAAGGCAAGAGGUGGAACAAAAGUUUAGUCCCACAUUGCUAGUUUAGAGGGAGUUGGACCUCUUUAUAAGGGAGGUUCUUUCUCCACAUGUAUGAGCAUGAGAACAAGAUGGACAUCCACGCGCGCUCCUCCUU
Triticum aestivum (bread wheat) is the source of this 1371-nucleotide messenger RNA. Its product is annotated as ethylene-responsive transcription factor ERF020-like. NCBI's taxonomy places the organism in Eukaryota, Viridiplantae, Streptophyta, Magnoliopsida, Poales, Poaceae. The coding region runs from base 46 to 621 and encodes 191 amino acids. The transcript has a single exon. The record is from RefSeq and is a predicted model, not a curated record. Gene Ontology annotation, molecular function: DNA binding; DNA-binding transcription factor activity. Gene Ontology annotation, biological process: regulation of DNA-templated transcription.